Messenger RNA from Nematostella vectensis (starlet sea anemone), 3800 nucleotides. RefSeq lists its product as uncharacterized. The record is from RefSeq and is a predicted model, not a curated record. Gene Ontology annotation, biological process: response to unfolded protein; regulation of transcription by RNA polymerase II. The coding region runs from base 546 to 1835 and encodes 429 amino acids. The transcript is spliced from 5 exons. Gene Ontology annotation, molecular function: RNA polymerase II transcription regulatory region sequence-specific DNA binding; DNA-binding transcription factor activity, RNA polymerase II-specific. NCBI's taxonomy places the organism in Eukaryota, Metazoa, Cnidaria, Anthozoa, Actiniaria, Edwardsiidae. Gene Ontology annotation, cellular component: nucleus.
CGCGUCAACAAAACGUAUGACUAAGCGAUAUUUUGCUUCCAGAGCUUUCUUGCUGCGUUGAAUAGAAGUCUGUUUGCAUCUCUACUACAGCCAAGCUAAGUAGGGGAAUUAAUUUCGUGAGGGAAUCGAUCUGUGAUUGUGUGUUAUUUUCCCUCAUUACGGAUUUUGCCCGCUGCUAGAGGUUCAGAGUUCGUUUGAGAGGCGGUCUACAUGGCCAAGGCCACCAUUCUGAUUGGUCAGUUCCAAGUCCUAUGACAACAUCAAGUCUCGUGAUUUCGACUCCCACUGAAAACAAUAACAAAGCGAGAAAAAAAUCUACACGAACAAUCACUUCAGCGAGUAUUCUCGGAUAUUUUGUUAAAAAUACAUCAAGGAUCAGAAAGGAAUUACAGAACAACAAAUGCGAAAGGGUUUGGAAGUGCGCCCUGUGAGUUUAAUCUCGUUAUCUGCGUUUGUAUCGUUCUCCUGUGCUAGGAGUGGAGCAGCCGUUCGGAGAAGCUUACUCUCUUUACGACAGUGAGGGUUACCAGUGCAAUACGAACACGAUGGCCGAAGAUGCGGUCACAGAAAGCUCAGUCUAUGAGCCGAGCUAUGGGUCUUGGGAGGACGAUUUCCAGUCGCUCUCUCCCUUCGGAGCAGAUUGGGAAAUGGAGCAAGAAUUCUUCAAGUCGGAUGCAAGCUGCUUUGAUUUUGAGAGUUGUAAAACACAAGGACCAACGCUGGCUGAGCUUAAUGAUCAGCGAUCGCUCUCUCCGCUUAUAAACCCUGAAAUGGAAAGACUCCAUCGUAUUGCAACCCGCACGGAGCCAGAGCCUUCGUGUUUCGCAGGGAAAAAGAAUGCAAAUCACUCACAGACAUUUGCCAACGAAAAUGCAAACAAAAACGAGGAGGGUGAAGUCUUUGUGGAAUGUAAAAAAGAGGGAGAAAUGGAGAAAGAAUAUCCUUCAUGUAAAUUUGCUAAUCGAGAAAGCGAAGUGAAGGUAGAGAGAACUUGCUUGGCGAGUUUGCCUGUGAGAACGGCCACAACCACAACCAUGGUCCAAAACCAGGACGAACCAAAAACGAUCGAGCUUGCAAGCUGUGAUCUCAUGAAGAGAAUUUUGCAAGAGAAUAAGUUCGAUGUUAAAAGCUCAGUGCCUAUUCCAAAACUGGUUACACCGGAAUUGAAAUUUCAGUCGUACACAGACGAGUCAGAAAAGUCGCGGGGAAAUUUCACUGUGUCUCGGACACAAGGAAACGAAGAGAACGAUCAGGAAUUCGAGCCGAUGGAAAUCCACGAUGAUUCUGGCGAUGAGGAUGUGGAUUCUGACGACGAUUAUGAUGAUAGGGAAGGAGAUAGCACUGCCAAGAUACGGAAAGGGAGACGGAGUGACACAGAUGACCUGAGUCCGAAUCCGAGAAGAUUACUCGAGAUUGGGAGAGAAUUGAACCGGUUAAACAAGGUUAUAAGCGAUCUGAAACCCAUCCAUAGCCUGCCACUGAACGCCAGGAACAAGUCUAGGAAAGAGAAAAACAAGCUUGCUUCGAGGGCUUGUCGACUGAAGAAGAAAGCUCAGCAUGAGGCCAACAAACUCAAACUGCAUGGCCUGGAACUUGAGCAACAGCGCCUUAUCCAUGUGAUUGAAAAGGUCCGGAGCGAGAUAAUCCACACAUCAGAUGGACAUGUAACACCAGGUUCUCUGAGCAGCAAAGUGGAAUCUCUUGUCACAUCUGCUGUAGGUAACCAGGCAGUAGCAGGACAUACAUCCGAAUUCAUUGAUUCUGUCCUCAAGGCAACAGCACAGUUGACAAACCCUAAGUUAACAAGCAUGGAUGAGAUACAUCUUGAUUUGUAAGGAACCAUUUGGAACAGCCCUUCAAGGUCUGUUGAUGACAAAAUGAAGAAUACAGAAACCACAACUAGCAGCUUGUACUUAAAAAAUUAGACUAUGAGUUCAAGUUUUCUCUGAGUCAAUAUAUAGUCAACGUAGGGCCUACUAACGAGCAGUCUCAUUGUUUUAGUAUAAAUCCACUCACAAACUACUACCUUUUAAUAACUAUUUUAAUUGUAAUUCAUGUUGUUUUUGUAAAAACACUGUGUUUUUUUUUCUGCUGCUCACUAUCUAUCGCUCAAUAGAUAGUGAGUGCAGGAGCCAAUCAAAUUGCAGUAUUCGUAAUAGUAUGUGAGUAGAUUUAUACUAAAUUAAAUUAGAAUCCUAAAGAGGGAACAUAUAUAUAUAUAUAUAUAAUAUAGUUUAUACUUAUACUUAAUAUUUAAGAAUUUUGUUAUCCAGUUUUCAUUAGAGUGAAACAUGAUAGACUGUGUAAUUUAUAUGAGUUUGGAAAACACAGAGACUUUCAUAGAUGAUAUUAUUUUACUUGAUACUUGGGGUUUUCUAUUUCUUUGUAGAAGAAAGAUACAUUUUGAUAUCUUAUCAAUAUGGUCUCUGUGCCUGCACAUUGUGUGAUCGGGUAUUGGGAAGAUUGUGAUGAUAAAUAAUGGGCAACUGUUUAAGGAACAUAGAGAAAAGUGACAAAAAAUGCAUUUGAUAAUGUAAGAUUAAUAUUGAAAACAUAGACUUAUAUUUUGUAUAUUUAGAAUUGCAUUUGCUAACACUGUACAAUAAAGGGUUAUGUAAAUAAGAUUUCUGUCCUUGCUGGAAGAGGAAUACAGACAAAUAAAUGACAUGGUUUGAGAAGAAAUAAAUUUUGUGUACAUAUACUCACAUUUUAUAUGUUAUCAUUGUUUGUUUUGACAAAAAUGAAAAGUGAGAAAAUGGAAAGAUAAUAGACUGGAGUGUGUUGAUAUGUUUGCUUUUUGUGUAUUGUUUUAGUUGUACAGUGUUGCAUUGUUUGAGCUAACAUAGAACAGGGGGGUUAAGGGUUUGUGGUGGUGCAGUUUUGCCUUAAAUCUGGCCCGGUUUUUCGUGCUUUUUUAUCUUAUUCCACAGUAUUGCGGUUUCUCUGCACGGUUUACGGUUAUUGACUUAUUUUGACAGUUUUAUGGUUUUUGGCAUUUUUCUGUGUGGUUUUGAGUUUUUUGCGCCCCCCUUAUGCCCCCCUCAGUGUAUAAAUUGUAAAUAAUAAAAAAUAGAUGAUAAAGUAAUCUAGCUGUUCACUUGCAAGUUCAAGGUUAACAAGCUGGGCAUGCAUAGUUUAGAAUUAGAGAGUGUGUUUUUAGGUUGAUUUAAUUUAAAGUGUCCAUGUAGGUUAUGAUUGUCUGUUUAGAGUUCUUGUUAUUGUUUAUGGAUGACUCCUGAUUUGUGCUACGUAUUAGAUCUGUGGCUUGUAUAAAACUGCAAAAUGUAACCUUAUAAUAGUUGAUAGUCCUAUAGCUAGUUCAAUAGCUACUAUGAGGGCCCAAUUGACUGUUUAUUUAUUUUUCUACUUUUUAAAUCUCGUGGUUAGCCAAUAUGUGACAAUCAUUAUUUAAUUCAAUUGUACCAUGUUGGAAGAGGUCAGCAACCAAAGAUUGGGGUGGGUGUUUAUUUGAAGAAAAAAAAAAACAAUCAUUUGGGCUUUCGCAUAGGAUCGAUGAUAUGAAUACCAGUGGUGCAGAUCCAGGAAUGGGAGCUGGCAGUCACAUAUUAAUCUCCUUCCACAUGCUUUAUUAUUGAUGCCCUAUCCUUUGGAUCGUUGUCCCCUCCCAUGAUAUGAUUUUUUCCUCGGGAAAUCCUAGAUCCGCCUUUUAAUACCAAACUGUAUAUGAAACGAUUGCUUUAUUUUGGCAACUCACAUGCCUAUAUCUUGCAACUCUGCGUGAGGCUUUCAUGCAGCAAAUGGAAUGCAUCAUAUCAAUAAAAAAAAUGUACAACACUCCA